CGUGAGACUGGCCCUUUGAACAGAUGCAUUCUGGGAAGCGCUCUCUGUCGCCUCUCAUCAGUUUGUUUUUCUUUAUAUAAAUAUUUAUAACAAUGUCAAGAGCAGGCUGAUGUAUCUGAAUUGAUAUAUACAAAUAAUUAUUCCACCUACCGUAUCUAGGGAGGACUACAACAUGGAAGUCGGUGAAGGUUUCAGUGGUGCCACACCCACAGAGGAGAUGAAUGGAGCUGGAAAUUUGAUGGAUUUCCUGGACGAACCAUUUCCUGAUGUGGGAACAUAUGAAGACUUUCACACGAUUGACUGGUUAAGGGAGAAAUCAAGAGACACGGAUCGCCACCGCAAGAUUACUAGUAAGAGUAAAGAGUCACUCUGGGAGUUGAUAAAGAGCCUGCUGGACGCUUGGUCAGGAUGGGUGGUAAUGCUGUUGAUUGGGCUCCUCUCAGGAACGUUGGCUGGAGUGAUUGACCUGGCGGUGGACUGGAUGACAGACCUAAAGGAAGGGGUGUGUCUGUCAGCCUUCUGGUACAGCCAUGAGCAGUGCUGCUGGACGUCCAACGAGACAACGUUUGAUGACCGAGACAAGUGUCCACAGUGGCAAAAAUGGGCUGAGCUGAUGACUGGCCACACAGAGGGAGCUGGAGCUUAUGUGUUGAACUACUUCUUGUAUAUUCUUUGGGCACUUCUAUUUUCCUUCCUGGCAGUUUCACUGGUGCGAGUCUUCGCUCCAUAUGCAUGCGGUUCAGGAAUCCCAGAGAUCAAGACAAUCCUAAGCGGCUUCAUCAUCCGAGGAUACCUCGGUAAAUGGACCCUGCUGAUCAAGCCGGUCACUUUGGUAUUGGCUGUCUCAUCAGGUCUCAGCCUGGGAAAGGAGGGUCCACUGGUCCAUGUGGCUUGUUGUUGUGGAAACCUCUUCUGCAGCCUUUUCUCAAAGUACAGCAAGAAUGAGGCUAAACGACGAGAAGUGUUAUCUGCUGCAGCAGCCGCUGGAGUGUCAGUGGCCUUUGGAGCACCUAUUGGAGGAGUUCUGUUUAGCCUGGAAGAGGUCAGUUAUUAUUUCCCACUAAAGACUCUAUGGCGUUCGUUCUUUGCUGCACUUGUUGCUGCCUUUACUCUUCGCUCCAUCAAUCCGUUUGGCAACAGUCGCCUAGUAUUAUUCUACGUAGAGUACCAUACACCCUGGUACAUGGCAGAGCUGGUCCCCUUUAUUUUGCUGGGGGUGUUUGGAGGUCUUUGGGGAACCCUCUUCAUACAGGCCAAUAUUGCCUGGUGUCGGAGAAGGAAGACCACCCAGCUUGGGAAGUAUCCGGUCCUAGAGGUCAUUGCUGUGACUGGUAUAACUGCCGUGCUGGCCUACCCCAACCCCUACACCCGCCGCAGCACCAGUGAGCUUAUCUCUGAGCUGUUCAAUGACUGUGGUGCACUGGAGUCCUCACAGCUUUGUGAUUAUAUUAACAACCCCAACAUGAGUCGGCCAGUUGACGAUAUCCCAGAUCGACCAGCUGGACCUGGGGUUUAUAAUGCCCUGUGGCAGCUUGCCCUUGCACUUAUCUUCAAAAUAGUCAUCACCAUCUUCACUUUUGGCAUGAAGAUCCCAUCAGGCCUCUUCAUUCCUAGCAUGGCAGUUGGAGCAAUUGCCGGCCGUAUCGUGGGGAUUGCUGUAGAGCAGAUGGCAUACCACCACCAUGACUGGAUCAUUUUUAAGAACUGGUGUCGGCCAGGUGCUGACUGUGUCACACCAGGACUCUAUGCCAUGGUGGGAGCUGCAGCCUGUCUGGGUGGGGUGACCAGGAUGACCGUCUCUUUGGUGGUCAUCAUGUUUGAGCUCACUGGUGGGUUGGAGUACAUUGUUCCCCUCAUGGCUGCUGCUGUCACCAGCAAGUGGGUGGCAGAUGCCUUUGGGAAGGAGGGUAUCUAUGAGUCACACAUCCAGCUCAACGGCUACCCCUAUCUGGACGUCAGGGAUGAGUUUACCCACCGCACCCUGGCCACUGACGUGAUGCGGCCCCGCAGGAAUGAUCCUCCUCUGGCAGUUCUCACCCAGGACACUACCACUGUCGAGGACGUGGAGACUCUCAUUAAAGACACCGAUUAUAAUGGCUUCCCGGUGGUUGUGUCCCGAGAGUCAGAGCGGCUCAUUGGCUUUGUUCAGCGCAGGGAGCUCACACUAGCAAUCAAAAAUGCACGUCAGAAGCAGGAUGGUGUGGUGAGCAGCUCGGUGGUCUACUUUACUGAAGACACUCCACAGUUGCCUGCCACCAACCCACAGCCACUUAAGCUGCGACGCAUCCUGAAUCUCAGCCCUUUCACCGUCACAGACCACACCCCCAUGGAGACUGUGGUGGAUAUCUUUCGUAAGCUCGGCCUUCGCCAGUGUCUGGUCACCAGGAGUGGGCGCCUGCUUGGCAUCAUCACAAAGAAGGACGUCCUGCGACACAUGGCUCAAAUGAUGAACCAGGAUCCUGAGUCCAUCAUGUUUAAUUAGGGAACAUACACAGGUAAAACAGGUCUGAUGCUACUGUAAUGCAACCUGUGACCAUGAGAGCACUACUCCAUGUGUUUCACAACACUUCUACUUUAAGGGUUCUAGUUCACACUUUCAGAACAUGGCCUGUGUGCAGAUUGAAAAGAAAAGUUAUGUUGCAGACAAUUCUGAGAGCACGGAUUGUGUGUAGAAUUUUGGUUCUUGGAGCUCCCUGUCUGUUUGAACGUUUCCUUGUUUAGUGCUGCAAGAAAAUCAUAACGCGUAGAAAACUAAAGUUAUUAUUGGGACACAAAUAAUGUUGUUAUAAUGAAAAUUAUCUUGUUUCAUUAGUGUGUUAUAAUCCUUUUUACCUAAAAGUUUGUGCCAUCGGUUUUACCUUGCAAGUCUCAGGUUGCAACUGCAACAUGAAAUACAAAAGUACAAAUCAUAAUUCAUCCAGUGACGCAUUGUCAGACAUUUUUUAUUAGACUAGCAGAGACAACAAAUAUUUAAUUUGCAAUGGUAAUAAAAGGGAAAAAUAUUAUCACAUUGAAGAGCUCAACUAAAUGUUCCAUCUUCUCAGUAUUAGUUGUAGUAGUUUUAAAGAGACAUUUGUGUAUGUCCUCACUUCUAUGUCAUGUGUACUAUGCAUUGUGCACAAAACUUCUAAAACCCACUUUAAAUUGAAUUUAAAUUUGUGAAAAUUCAAAUUGAAACAAAUUCUCUAACCAUCUAAGAUUUGAGAAGAAUGGUACCUUGACCUUAUUUAUGUUGUAAAAUAUUGGAACCAGAGAUUUAAAAUAAGUGAGUAUGUAUUCAGCGUCAGCAAACCCUAAAAUUAGUGUGAAAUCUUUCUGUCCCAGAUUUUAUUUUAAGUACUGAUGCACCUUGUUUUCCCUUGUUAUCACUACUGCCAUAUUUAUAUUAACACUGGAUAAAGUUUAACAGCUACAUGUUUUUGUUGGAACUGCUUGAAUGCAGAAACUGACAUAAUGUCUUUACUGUUGUAACUGGAGCUUUUUUUUUCUUCAGCCCAAUGUUGGACACAAUUCUCAAAAUGUGACCUAAAGGAGCCCACACAUGCUUUUAUUCAUGCUAAAGAAUUGGACCUUGAUUCCUCAAUAGGGUGUCUGUAACUUUUCAUUUCAACAAGCUCAGCAGAUUGUCCACACUGCCCGUCUCAAAGUAUAUUUUCAGCCCCCCGGUAGAAAACGCUGUUUUAGGAGUCCGUCGCACGCGCACUUGAUCGCCACACCUCUUUGCGGAAGCGCUCAGGUCACAAAAUCCCGCUUGUUGUUUGCCUGAAGCUAGCGACUAACAGCACGCUAACGGUUAACGGCACAUUACCGGCCCAACCAACACCGGGCGGACGGCAACGAAUGGACCUCAUGGUUCUAGCUGGAGAGUGACGCUGCACACAGCACCUCGUAACACGGCAGUAGCUGCUUAGCGCUGUUGCUGUCUGCGGUAGACGCUGUGCUGCAGCUUCACGCUGUCCAGUUGUGUGCGUCAAAAAAUACUGAUUUGUAUUCUCCUUUUUCUGGACCGCAGGUGGUUCUGUGAGUAGUUGGCGAGGAUGACGUAGUACUGUGGAAAUAGGACAAAAACCGUGCUUACGCGGGAUUGUCUAAAAUAAAGUGCACUUCUGACACACCCGGAGUGUGUUAACAUGAACCAUAACCAUAGAAAUGUGGAUAAAAAUAGUGAUUUUUGCAUGUGCGGGCACCUUUAAAGGUCUUGUUAUAUAAACUGACGUUAACUUCUGUUUUUGUGGCACAAAAAGCUAAAUUUAGCUUAUUAAUAUUAUCAAUUACAGACAGGCAUUUGACUAUAAAGACACUGAAAACAACAUAUACAUGUGUCUUUAAUGUUUAUAUUUUAACACAGAUGUGAAAAAAUACCAUGAGAAUAUAAAUAAUGUGAAAAAUGACCAUGCUGCUCAACCGCUUGUUCCCAUCAUCCACCUCUUGUGUUGGUACGUCUGCUGUAGUGAAAACUAACCUCAAGUCAUAGCUGCUAACAGUUGGAGAAUUCUCGUUAAAUUAGCAAUGAAACAAGUCAAACACUUUAUUUUAUUUAAUGCCAGAAUGUAUUGUUGUAAAUAUGUUAUUUUGAUUCAUUGAUUUUGUCUGAAACACCAAAAUGUUCUGUGAUUGUGUUUUUAUUUUAAACUUUAUAGAUUAUUCUGAAGCAUGGAAAAUGAGGUACUUGCACUAUUUGUUGAGAAAUUGUAAAUAAAGUGACAUUAAGAUUGAGACGGUAAAUAAAGAUGGUUCAUAUUGCCUCAGUUUGAA
Messenger RNA from Betta splendens (Siamese fighting fish), 4755 nucleotides. RefSeq names its product chloride channel, voltage-sensitive 4 (gene clcn4). The transcript is spliced from 12 exons. Gene Ontology annotation, cellular component: Golgi apparatus; membrane; synaptic vesicle. The record is from RefSeq and is a predicted model, not a curated record. Bases 173 to 2482 code for a protein of 769 amino acids. Gene Ontology annotation, molecular function: voltage-gated chloride channel activity. NCBI's taxonomy places the organism in Eukaryota, Metazoa, Chordata, Actinopteri, Anabantiformes, Osphronemidae. Gene Ontology annotation, biological process: chloride transport; transmembrane transport.